Messenger RNA from Porites lobata, 678 nucleotides. Lineage: Eukaryota; Metazoa; Cnidaria; Anthozoa; Scleractinia; Poritidae. The record is from the annotation of a GenBank genome assembly.
AUGUUUGCGGGUAAAUCAAGACAAAGGCGUUACAUACCAGUUCACAGAAUCCCGCUCUCCGAGGAGAAGAGGAAGUCGCCUCUGGCAUUUCAUGCCAUUACUGGCUGUGGUACGACAAGCCAGUUCUAUGGUGUGGGCAAGGCUUCGGCGUGGAAAGUCUUCCAAGAUGCACCUGACCUCUUGGAACACCUUGGAGAAGAAAGCCAAAUCAGUGCUGACGUUCUUGCCAAAGCUGAAGCCUUUGUAUGCAAACUCUACAAUCCGGGAACACAAGAGUUGAAAAUCAACAAAGAAAGAGCAGCAGCGUUUCGCAAAUCCAAGAAAGAUCUCGACACCCUACCUCCGACUCAAGAUGCACUGAUUCUCCACACAAAGCGGGCAAACUAUCAGACCAUGGUAUGGAAUAAAGCGCUGGAACCAUGUCCUUCUCUCCCAAAGCCUGAAGACAGCGGAUGGUACUACAGUGAAGUCCAUCUGAAGCCAAAGUUAAUGACACGAGAUGAAGUGUCAGCGGCGUGUUUACAGUUAGCAUACUGUGGGUGCUCCCGAGAAGGCGGAUGCUGUGUAAACCAACGCUGCACUUGCGUUCAACUAUCUCUUUCCUUUUCCAAGGCAUGUAAAUGUGGCGACAGGUGCAGAAACGACAGGAACACUACAGCAGAGGCGAACAAAGCAUGA